Molecule: messenger RNA, 799 nt
Organism: Acanthoscelides obtectus
Lineage: Eukaryota; Metazoa; Arthropoda; Insecta; Coleoptera; Chrysomelidae
Source: the annotation of a GenBank genome assembly
AAACAUUUGCAAACGUAGAAAUAUCAAAAACGUCACCGAUCCCGCUGGAAAUCCGUCAGCAGAAAUAUAUGACCUCCGAAUUGAGCCCAGAGGCACCUGUUUACAUUCCUCCUCCAUUGAGAAAUGCUGCAACCCCUAAAUCCAGUCCUUCAAGUACUAAGAGUACCCCUCGCAGUUCGCCGAACACAAGUGGGUCAAUACCUAGUCCACUAGUCAAAGAACCACAGUGUUCCAGAUAUUCAAGAAGAUCUGUACGCUACACAAGCAGUACGCCAAACAGUCCAAGGCCCAUCCUGGGUACGAAAAGUCCAUUCCCCAGACCGAUAUUGGGUAGAAGAAGUGACACUCAUAAAGACGAAUUGGAAGAAUACAUUGGCAAAGAGUUCAGAUCUAUGACAAGAAGUUUUUCCAAAAUGAAAACCAAUGAUGAACAAGAAAAUAAAGAAAAAACAGAGACGACCAGUGAGGUUGGUGAAGAUGGUGAUACAUGUUAAUAAAUCUUAGAGUUUCUGAUUGUAAUUAAAUUGUUUUCGUAAGAGAAUACGCUAUUUUAAACUUGGUUAUGAGUGUCUUUAUUUCUCUAUAUAAACUGUAAUAUAACAUGUCAGAAGGGUCAGUAUACGGUGGUAAAAAUAUUGAAGCUCCUUCAUCCCAAGUUUUAUAAUAAAAGCAUGGUUUUAACAGCAAGAGGGAACGAGGUUGUACUACGCGUUUAUGAUAAAACCCGAGUCGGAAGAGUUUCAAUGUCGUUAUAGAUCGACAUUUUCCAAUCGGAAAAAAGUUAUUGCUAAGUUCUUAU